AUGGGCGAAUAUACUGAGCAGGGAAGACAGGCUACUGUCAAUGGCAAACCCGAGAGUCCUUCCCUGACGCACCGAGUCAGGAGAAUACCACGAUCAGCUCCAUUGUCCGAGUUUAUCACCGCUGUAGAGGAAGACGGCUGCGUCAUCAUCACUGAUUUCACGGACAAGGCCACGGUGGAACAAGCAAAUGAGGAGGUGAAACCUUGGCUAGAGAAGCAGGACAUUGGAGCCAAAGUUGGUGCGCUUGGGGGAAAGACGAGAACAGUGACCCGACUGGUCGGCAGAAGUCAAACGGUUCGAGAGAAGUUCUUCUCCGAUCCUAUAUAUCAGGCCCUCUGCGAGCACUUUCUGGCGCUGGAAACGACCCACUGGUAUGGUCCUAAUCCUCUGACAACGACAAGUCAUCCAUUGCUGUCUAUCUCCAUCACUUUCGACAUUCCGCCAGGUACCCCGGCACAGGGUCUGCACCGCGAUGACAAGAAUCACCAUGCUCGCCACACCAAGGCUGAGAAGUAUGAGAAGAACCGUGACAUGCUCCUCGGUCUCUUCGUCCCAGGCUGCAACACGUCAAAGGCGAACGGAGCCACGCGUAUUGCUCCAGGGAGUCAUCUCUGGGGGGACGAUCAACCAGAUUUCGGCCCAGACGGGAACCAUGGCGUGCUUGAUGCGGAGAUGCAAAUAGGCGAAGCAUUCAUUAUGCUGGGCAGUCUUUACCAUGGUGGCGGGGCUUACGAGAAGCCAGUGGGUUCAGGUGGUCCUGAAAGUAGGACAGUCCACGCCAUGUUUUCAUGUACGGGAGUGCACCGUCAGGAAGAGAUCUCGUUCCUGUCAUACUCCAUUGAGGAGGUCAAGACGUAUUCGAAACUUGUUCAGGAGCGCCUGGGCUGGAAACAAAGCGAACCGAACCUGGGUUGGGUAGACCUCAAGAGCCCAGAGUUCCUUCUGCAGUGA
Molecule: messenger RNA, 951 nt
Organism: Exophiala dermatitidis NIH/UT8656
Lineage: Eukaryota; Fungi; Ascomycota; Eurotiomycetes; Chaetothyriales; Herpotrichiellaceae
Exons: 3
Coding region: 1-951 (316 amino acids)
Source: RefSeq, a predicted model, not a curated record